Molecule: messenger RNA, 525 nt
Organism: Prorocentrum cordatum
Lineage: Eukaryota; Dinophyceae; Prorocentrales; Prorocentraceae
Source: the annotation of a GenBank genome assembly
CGCCUUGGUCGGUCGUGCGGCUGGGCGGCGGCUGCGGGAUUCGUGGGGUCCGGGGCGCACGGCGUGGUCUACGCGGACUCCGCGCUGUCGCUCGUCGCAAAGUUCAGCUACCAGAACACCGCGGGGGUCGUCCGGGAGGAAUGCGAGACCCUCAGGCGGCUGGAGGCGGCCGCGGUGCCCUUCGUGGAGCGCUGCCGGGGGACCUGCCAGGUGGACGGCGGCGUCGUCGCCCUCUACGCCCCGUUCUUCGACGGGGCUCAGCAGGCGAGCCCCACGGUGGUCGCGGGCCUCACCAGCGAAGCCAAGCGCGCCUUCGUCACGGCCUCCACGGCCUUCUUGGUGCGCUGCCUGGCAGCUGGCGUCGCAGUGAAUGACCUGCAGGUGCUCGUGCGCCCCACCGGCGACGUGCUCGCGAUUGACCUCACUGGGGCGGGCCCCGUCGCGGGCGGCCUCGGCCUGGCGCGCGCCCAGCAGUCCCUGUCGGAGUGGGCGGCCGUGUUGCCCGCGGACGUCCAGGCAGUCGCC